Messenger RNA from Rotaria socialis, 360 nucleotides. The record is from the annotation of a GenBank genome assembly. Lineage: Eukaryota; Metazoa; Rotifera; Eurotatoria; Philodinida; Philodinidae.
AUGGAUAAUACAACGGGUUUACUACCAACUGAAGAAGCAAUAUUAAAACGAUUAUCAGCAUAUCCGAGUGUUGAAGGUAUUAUUUUAACAAAUGAAGAAGGUCAACUUGAUUUUACAUCACUUGAUAAUAAUGUAACGUUUAUGAUUACUCCGAAGUUACUUGCGUUUGCUGAAAUGGCUCGAUCAGCCAUACGGGAUCUUUGUCCAACAGAUAAUUUAAUAUCGCUUCGUCUUCGAACACGACAAAAAGAAAUCAUGGUUGUUGCACCUAAAGAUGGUAUUCGAGUAAUCGCGAUACAAAAAAUUGCUACACCCACACAGACAACACAACCUGAAAAAGAAUUUAAUGACAGUUUUUAA